CCACAACAACUUGGGAGCAUCAAUAUUCACAUUUUAAUAUAAGACAAAUAACUUGCAAGGAUGAGUCUGAAUUAUGACAUCAUAAUUCACACGCUGAGCUCUUAUUGGUUGCAGUCAACUAUUGUUACGUAAUAAGUGUCCUUGCAUCCGAUUUGUUGGCUGAGGAUGGGUGCUUCAUAUCACUGACCAGAGGGCACACCUGAGUCUCGGCAAUUCCCUUGUAAAGGGCGAGCAGGUAACGUGCACGAGACAGAAGGAUCCUUGCUAGUGAAGUUCAUAUUGAGAUCCACUGAAUGCUGCAACGAACAGGGAUUCCAGCGUCUACUGUGAUUCGGCACCAUGCAGAGCCUGCAGGACAGGAGAGUCAUGCAUAUCUCUUGUAUUAAUAUGGAACAGGACGAUGAUUUAGGAUGUCGGCAGCUAUGUAAAAAUGCCCUAAAUCAGCAGAAUGAGAUGCUCAGUCUUCCAAAUAUCCAUCCAUUUGUGAGCAGUUCGCACGUAGAUAAUAACUUUCAGAAAGAGUUCUUUUCUCUCAAGAUCAGAAACUGUACAUUGUUUAAAGCUGUGCCACUGCCUCACAUUGGCAAAAAGAAGCCGCCCCAUCUGAGUGACGUGCUGAGCGGGGCCGCGCCAUCCAAGGACUGUCUUGGCCUCCUUUUUUCCCCAGAAAAAGACCUCUUUGAUAAGAGUUUCGGCUGCUUUGAUAGCACGGUGGUGACGGGCUGGCUGGAGAAGGCUCAUGGCUUCGUGAGCGACUUGGGCGCCUGGAGUUGCUGCGGAGAGAACUUUGUCCGCUUUGCACACUUCUGGCUCUCAGAGCUGCAGCACAAUCAGAAGCAACAACUGCUGGAGCUGGAACUGGGGGUCAUCGAGGACGAGGUGCGCCUUGCCUUUCCGGAAGGCCCGGAGACCCAGGAGGCACAGCCCCUGGAUCUGACUGGCAUCCUCGCGGCUGCUCUGAGUGAAUAUCCAAUGGCGCUUGUCAACAACCAGAAUCCGUAUGUUUUCCUUGACUAUUUAAACCUCAUGUCUUUGGAGAUCACGACUGGAUACAAGAAAAUGCUUUCAGAUAUACAAUACCCGACCAAGAACCCUCAGAUUGCUCAGUGGUUGCUAGCCAUACGGGCGUUUGCACUUGCCAGUCUCUGGCAUGCGAUAGUGAAGUUCUAUAAGGCAUUGGUCAGUACCCAGCUCCCUUCUGAACAGCACCUCAAGAGUUGUGUUUCUGCUGCUAGAAAGCAAUCCGGUGAAGUGGUUAAAGAAAGAGCCCUCCAGUGUGUGCAGUUGGGAUAUGCAGAUGUCCUGGAUUAUCUUGUUAGAAACCAGAAGCUUGAUCUUGGUGUCACUGAUGAAAAGAACAGGAAUCUCUUAUUUUUAGCCACUAUCUAUGAUCAGUCUAAGAUUUUGGAUUAUUUUCUUGAAAUGGCACUUCCCGUACCAGAUGUCAACCAAGCAGCAGAGAAUGGAAGCACCCCACUCCAUGCUGCAGUCAACAUGGGAAAGAUGCACCUUGUCUCUCUGCUGCUGCAUUAUCCUGGAAUUAACGUCAGUGUCCCCAAUCCCCAGUGCGAUGGAGCCACUGCACUGCACCUUGCCAUUGCUUUCGGGCAUCUGGGAAUUUGUUACUUAUUGCUGAAUGCUGCAGCCGACGUAGAAAGCACCGUUGGGGAGUGGACACCUUUGCGGCUUGCUGAACUGUUUGGUAACGAAGCUAUAAUUGGUCUUAUAAAAAUGCAUGUAAAGAAAUUUAAGCUUGAAAAUAAAAUGUUUGCCUGAUCA
This is a messenger RNA of Hemicordylus capensis (graceful crag lizard), 1779 nucleotides long. It is a transcript of the gene SMIM10L3, whose product is annotated as small integral membrane protein 10-like protein 2A. The transcript is spliced from 6 exons. Gene Ontology annotation, biological process: negative regulation of transcription by RNA polymerase II; protein dephosphorylation. The coding region runs from base 340 to 1776 and encodes 478 amino acids. Gene Ontology annotation, cellular component: nucleus. The record is from RefSeq and is a predicted model, not a curated record. Lineage: Eukaryota; Metazoa; Chordata; Lepidosauria; Squamata; Cordylidae. Gene Ontology annotation, molecular function: STAT family protein binding.